CACCAAUCAACGGAAAGAGCCAAAGAUGAGAGCCGGUAAUCGCCAUUCCUCAGAAGGGACAUGUACACUGAUCAUCAGUGUAGCCCCAGCAGUGCCACCUGUAAGUGUCCAUCAAUGCCAGCUGUCAGUGCUCAUCAAUGCCACCUGCCAGUGUCCAUCAAUGCCACAUAUCGGUGCCUACCAGUGCACAUUAAUGCAUCAUAUCAGUGCCCAUCUGAGCUAUAUUUCAGUGUCACCUAUCAGUGCCAUCUAUCAAUGCCAGUCAGUGCCAACUAUCAGU
Staurois parvus is the source of this 280-nucleotide messenger RNA. NCBI's taxonomy places the organism in Eukaryota, Metazoa, Chordata, Amphibia, Anura, Ranidae. The record is from the annotation of a GenBank genome assembly.